AUGGGAGUUGGUGAACCAUUAGGAAGGUCGGGAGGUUUAGUUUGCGUUUGGGACACUAGGAUGUUUACUAAGACUAGUAGCGUAAAGGAUAAUAAUUUCCUAAUCAUAAAAGGGAAGCUUAAGGGCUGUGACGAGGCAGUGUUUUUGGCAAAUGUAUAUGCGCCCCAGAAGGUGAGGGAUAAGAAAAGGUUGUGGGAUAGAUUGGUAGCUGCAAAAAAUGUUGAAAGGGGAUUGUGGAUUUUUAUGGGGGAUUUCAACGCGGUAAGGAGCCCGGAAGAGAGAAAAGGGUCUUUGUUCAAUUCUGGUUGUGCCCGGGCUUUCAACAACUUUAUCUAUGAAGCUGACCUCCAUGAAUACGAGAUGAGAGGGAGAAAAUUUAUGUUUUUGAAGUACGAUAACGGUAGGGGGAAGUUCAGUAAGAUUGAUAGAUUUUUAGUUGGGAUCGAGAUAUUGGAGAAGUGGCCGUUGGCAUGUUGUAGAGUCUUAUCUAGAGCCUUUUCUGACCAUAGCCCGAUACUCCUUUCCUUUAAGGACCUGAAUUUUGGGCCAAAGCCUUUCAGGGUGUUCAAUUCUUGGUUGGAUAAGAGCGAUUUUGAAGAGGUGGUCACGAAGGCUUGGGGUGAGGCUAUCUCGUUUGGGCCUGCCGACACCAGGCUCAUGAUGAAAUUUAAGUAUCUAAGAGAUCAGAUAAAGGUGUGGAGGGAUGAAAUUAGAGAAAAAGAGGGUGAAGAGAUGGAUAAAUGUAGAAAAGAGUUGGAGGAGAUUGAAAGGGCUAUGGAAGAAAACGACUUGAUAUAG
Messenger RNA from Erigeron canadensis, 798 nucleotides. RefSeq lists its product as uncharacterized. The record is from RefSeq and is a predicted model, not a curated record. Bases 1 to 798 code for a protein of 265 amino acids. The transcript has a single exon. NCBI's taxonomy places the organism in Eukaryota, Viridiplantae, Streptophyta, Magnoliopsida, Asterales, Asteraceae.